GAAACCCCGUACAUAAAACGGCAACAGCCGUCAACCAGCAACAAAAAGAAAGUGCGAAUAAAACAGACGAUGGCAAGUCCACCGUUCUUGUGCAACAGAAGCAAGAAAUCCUGCUGUGCAGUACCAGCAAAGCCGUACAGUGGUACGGGUUUUUCGAAAUGAUUAUGUGGCAAACGGCGAUUUUUGGACUUGUGACUUUGGUGGUUCUCAGUAAGGUUGACGGUCAAAAAAAAGAGGAUGACUUCCAAUGUCCUUCCGCGACUGGAACGGGCAACUUUGCAGAUCCGGCCACCUGCCGAAGAUUCUAUCAAUGCGUGGAUGGAUACCCGUACAUGAACCGAUGUCCUUCUGGCCUGUUCUUUGACGACAUCAGCAAGUUUUGCACCUUCAAAAACGAAGCUAGAUGCGGUCCGAUAGCUUCGACUCCCGCUCCCAUUACUGAGCCUCCAACAGAUCUGGCGGAGAAAUGCAACAAUGAAGAGUGCCAGCUCCCGUACUGCUUCUGCUCGAAGGAUGGCACGGUUAUUCCUGGAAACUUGGAGGCUGAAAAUACGCCUCAGAUGAUUCUGCUCACCUUCGAUGGAGCCGUGAAUCUACAGAACUACGACCACUACAAGAAGGUGCUCAAUGGCAAAAGAACCAACCCCAAUGGGUGUCCGAUCAAGGGCACUUUCUACGUUUCUCAUGAGUACAGCAACUACCAGAUGAUCCAGCAGUUGGCCAGCGAAGGGAAUGAAAUUGGCACCGAAACCAUCUCGCUUCAAACAGGGCUGCAGGAUAAGGGAUACGAAGAAUGGGUAGGAGAGAUGAUCGGGAUGAGGGAAAUCCUCAGACACUUUGCCAAUAUUUCCAAAAGCGAAGUGGUUGGAAUGAGGGCGCCGUUCCUGAAGCCUGGCAGAAACACGCAAUAUAAGGUUUUGGAGGAGUUCGGCUAUAUCUACGACAGUUCUGUGGGAGUGCCAGCUUUGCCCAUACCAGUCUGGCCUUAUACGUUGGACUACAAAAUUCCCCAUGAGUGCAAAUCGGGAACCUGCCCAACUAAAUCGUUCCCAGGAGUAUGGGAAGUUCCACUAAACGCCCACUUUGUGGAAGGGUUCGAAGGUGGACACUGCCCAUAUUUGGACCAAUGUGUGCUGCACAACCACGAUCCAGACGAUGUUUUCCAAUGGCUGCAAGAAGACUUUUCCAAAUACUACGACCAGAACCGAGCUCCUUACAUGAUGGCGUUCCACACCAACUGGUUCUCCAUCAAAGAGCUGGAAAAAGGACUGGGAAAGUUCCUGGAUUGGGCCUCAAAUCUCCCUGAUGUGUGGUUCGUUACAACCACCCAGGCCCUCACGUGGAUGACCGAUCCGAAGGGCUUGAAACAAUUGGACAACUACGAGCCGUGGAGUUGCAAUAAAAAGGACAAUCUGCCCCCAACCCCUUGCAAAACCUCAAUCAAAUGCGCCCUGAGCUUUAAGAAGGAGAAUUUCACCGAUACCAGGUAUCUGGAGACUUGCAGAGAUUGCCCUAAUCAGUACCCUUGGUUGGGCGAUGCAACUGGUUCGGGCAUACCCAAUAAAGACAACUACGUGCCGGAUAACGUGUGAUUUGUCGAACAAUUGUGUGCAGGCGAGAGUGUAUUUACCAAAAAAAACAUUGAAAAUCGCAAAUAGACUUGUUUAUCUUUAUAAUAUCGUAAAUUAUUGUUUAACUUUAAGGAUUGAUCGGGCGGAUUUUAGCGUCGUUCAGAUGCAAAUAAUUAGACAGAAUCCUUACCGAAACUAUUUUGGGUCGUUAUUAUACUUAGAUAAAUAAAUUGUUGUUGUCCCAAAAAA
Messenger RNA from Dendroctonus ponderosae (mountain pine beetle), 1820 nucleotides. RefSeq names its product chitin deacetylase 1 (gene Cda4). Gene Ontology annotation, molecular function: chitin binding. The record is from RefSeq and is a predicted model, not a curated record. Gene Ontology annotation, cellular component: extracellular region. Gene Ontology annotation, biological process: carbohydrate metabolic process. The coding region runs from base 159 to 1592 and encodes 477 amino acids. The transcript has 10 exons. Lineage: Eukaryota; Metazoa; Arthropoda; Insecta; Coleoptera; Curculionidae.